This is a messenger RNA of Bemisia tabaci, 3720 nucleotides long. Lineage: Eukaryota; Metazoa; Arthropoda; Insecta; Hemiptera; Aleyrodidae. The record is from RefSeq and is a predicted model, not a curated record.
UGAGAUUUCAGAAGACGAUUUUUUAGAUAAAAAUCAGAUGUUCCCCCGUACGCGUGGGUCUUAAAGUGCAAAUUUGUCAUCUUUACCGAGAUUGGAACUCAAGACCUCUUACUUAGAGUUUAGCGAGCUCUUCCUGAAGCUAACCUAGCCGGCACAGCCCCUUAUUAACCCUUAAAAUGGUCAUCCGCGAAUUAGAGCCAUUAUUACAAAUAUUGCGACUCAACAUUACAAUUGCAUAGCUGUUGUGCCAAGUAAGAACGCCCAAUGGGCCCUCAAACGUUCUCAAAUUUUCACAAACAAACUAUAAAGCUGAUGCAAAAUUGGCGGAUAUUUUUCUUCUAAUUUAUUCGAAGAUUUCAUUCGCGGUGUGAUUUUUCGCGUUUCUGAGAAUGUUCACUAAAAUAAUCAUUACGCUCCUCAAAAAUGAAUAUUUCGUCGAUAAAAAUUCGGCCAUGUUUGAUUGCUCUUACCGUGUUUUUCCUCAGCAUGACAAAGGGCAUCGCAUGCAGCCUAUUGCGCGUUGUAGCUGUUAGAUGGUCGGUGACCAAAGAGUAAUCGGUCGCCCGAAGAGUAUUUUUCGAGACAAAAAUUGAUCGUUAUGAGAACGCAACUUGUGUAAGAGCUUUCGUCUUGUAGCGACAAGGUCAAAAAUGGAUGGAUGGAUGGACCUCUGUGUUUGUACCAUCUAAGCUCAAACAUCAAUGAUACUUUUGACGGCGUAAAUGAAAAACUAUUUUAGAGAAAAUGUUGUGCGAGAUUCAUUUUCCUGGUGUGGCAUGCAGACGUGCCGUUAAAUACUACUUUCUGGCAUAUUAAUCUUCAAAAAUGCAAAUCUACAGUGCUUUAAGAAAUCAGUAUCAUCAUCUUAAAAUUAAUCAUAAAGAUUUUCAGUUUUUUUUUUAGAGAAAAUAAAUCCAUCUUGUGUAUGUUGCGACUAUCGCAGUUGAUUAAAAACCGGGGCACUGGGAAAAUGAAAGAGUUAGAACAAUGAUCGAUCUAGGUCUCUGGCUGCGGUGCUAAGCCGGAGAAAUGAAGGCGGUGAUAAAGAAGGGGGAAAUGGGAAAAACGUAAACGUUUAGUGCCUACGCCGAAUGACAGCAAUAAGGAAAUGGUGUGGUUGCUUAUAAGAUCCAGUGCUUGACCGCUGUCUCCCAUAAUAAUUCAUCAUGUUUCGCCGACAUCACCCCAUCAAUGCUGUUUGCAGCACAGUAUGCUUGUUGACAACUUUACAAUAUUUUACUGAAAGCACAAAGAUUGUUUACAGCUUCCCAGCUUCGGGUCCAAGCGGCAGCGGAGCAAAGUCCUCCUCCUCGAGCAGCCAAUUCGUGGGUGCCGUGAAGAAGCGCGAGGAUCUCCCCGGCUUCGACUCCGAAGAGAACUUCGCCCCUGUAAAAACCUACCCUGGUUCCUCUUCGGGUGACAGCGGAGGAGGCGGCGGCGGCCCCGCUUACAGCGUCUCCUCCUUCUCCACCGGCGGCGACGUCGCUGGCUUCAGCACCCACAUCAAACACGACGUUCCGCGACGUGGAGAGUCCCCCUCGGCCUCGGCCCCUUAUCACCGUUCGUCCAACUCGGAACCGGAGUUCUACUUCCCGUCGCCGGCAGAGCGCGCUGAGCCCUCGCGGCUCUUCAAGAGCCUCUUCGCGCAGGAGGAGGAUGAGCCCUCGGCGUCGCCGUUGGUGAGCGAGGCGUCGACCGAUGAGAGGAGGUUGGAGGAGAUCAAGAAGCACAUGGAGGAGGCGGAAAGGAGCUUCGAUGACGACGGGCCCUCGGCUGGAGGUGCGGAGGGCGGUAGCUUCAAUGAUGAGGGGUUCCGCAGUCUAAAUGAAGAAGAGGAGGAGGAUGGUGUCGGGUGUAAGAACUGUAACUAUGCACAGUUUCAGAUGGAGCACUAGGAUAUAGUGUCAUUCAGCUGUAAGGUAAUGAAGUCGUCGUUCCCAAAUAAAGGAACCACCGAAAAAAAAAGUGAAGUUGAUUAAACAUUCUGGAUGCAAAAAAAGUGUGCAAAAACUCACAAAAUGCUAAAUUACCCACUACGGCAAUUAGUUUUACUUCUUGACAUUGCUAACGUAACUGCUGAAGCAGUAAAUUCAGCAUUUUGUAAGUUCUCGCACACUUUGUUUACAUCCAGAAUGUUAAGUCAACUUCACUUUUUUUUCGGUGACGCAGUGCUCUCAUUCCUGGUCCGUCAACAGUUCCGAGAUUCGGAACUUUUUUGUUCAAAUUUCUCCCACUCCAUGAUCGUCAAAAGUUCCGUGAUUCCUUCUAGAUUUCUUCUAAAGUUCCGAAAAAGUUCCAAAAAAUGCAAAAGAGGCGAAACAUUUCAGGAAUGCCAAAAGUUUUGGGAAAAAUUCAGGAGAAUCUUAAAAGUUCCGUAAUUCGGAACUAGUUCCGGUAAAUGGGAGUAUUGAUGGAAUGUGACUCCAUUCCAAAAUUGUAAAAUAGACUCAAACCAUUUGUUUUUUUACAAGAAUAUCACUGUAUAAUUUUGUAUGUUUUACUGAUUUUAGGGUGUGGUUGGGAGAAAAAUCAGUGCAAUUUUCAGUUAGAAACACUUAAUAGUUUCCCCGGUUAAAAUACAACUUAUGAGUGGAAAUUUUGCGACUUAGAAAUAUCUUUCGUAAAAGACACGAUGAAUUGCAAAAAGGACGUUUUUAUUGCCCUCGAGCUUAAGCUAUUCAGCAGCGGACUUACUGAUAAAAUUGAUAGACAAAGCGAUAGGCAAAUGAGACAAAAAGAAAAUGGUGCGAUCCUUUUGGUUGAAAGAGGUGGUUGUUGUAGACUAAGGGAAAAAUGAUGAACUGACUUUAGAGUCUAUCGUUUGGUGUUAGUUGGUCUAAUAUUAUAUAUAGAUAUAUAAUAUAUCGCAAUCACCCGCUUCCACCAAAGGGUCGUUUCAUUGUCUCUUCCUCUUCGUUGUCAAUCGCUUUGUCUAUCAAGAUCUCAAUAAUCAGUCCGCAGAACUAACAAUAAGAUAACUGGACGAUUUCCCGGAAGGGUGGCAUAUUAAGCGUUUUAAAAGAGGGCAGAAAAUACCUGAGGAAAGGUAAAAAUUACACAGCUGGAAAUAUUUUGUCCUCGUAAAAAUACACCACACCCUGCAGACCUCUGCGCACAAUCCCUCUUGUAGGACCAAGACCACUUUUAAAAAGUGCACAAGAGAGUUACUUAUAGUUCCUAUUUAGCACCAAAGUUCUUGAUUCAAAAUCAUUUUGUAUCCUCACUAAAAUUUUAGUGUUUGUGCUAGACACUGGUAGUGAUAAAUCAAUAUUAAAUGAAAUCAUUGAUACUUUAACUUACGGAGUAAGUUCCAUGCAAAUUAUUAAUAUAGCAAUGAAUACCACAAAAUUUGCUCACUAAUUAUACCUGUUCAAGGAUGCUUGCAUAGGAUUUUUAGGAAACCUAGGAACCUAAUGUAUACACAUGUAUACAUUAGGUAAUAAAAAUGUAUUAUUUACUGAGUUUUUGAGGAUCAUCUCCCACAAAAGACGUGUCUAUGUUUUGUACUUGAAUCUAUUAUUUGAAACUCAUGCGGUACUGAUCAUGUAAAUUUUGAAUCUGUAUCCUUCCCUCUUAAUAUUCUAAACUGAUUUUAGUUGAAUGUGUACAUUCUAAAUUUUACAUCAUACACAAGAAGCAAGUUAGCGGAUUGGUUUUAAGUUUAUUAUUUUGUUACCAGAAUCUAAUUUAUUAUAAUGGAAAUAAAUCAUGUACUGAUAA